Mya arenaria is the source of this 1238-nucleotide messenger RNA. Its product is annotated as UDP-N-acetylglucosamine transporter-like. Gene Ontology annotation, molecular function: UDP-galactose transmembrane transporter activity. Bases 151 to 1206 code for a protein of 351 amino acids. The transcript has 4 exons. Gene Ontology annotation, cellular component: Golgi membrane. Gene Ontology annotation, biological process: pyrimidine nucleotide-sugar transmembrane transport. NCBI's taxonomy places the organism in Eukaryota, Metazoa, Mollusca, Bivalvia, Myida, Myidae. The record is from RefSeq and is a predicted model, not a curated record.
UGUCGUGAAAUUUGAUUGUGACAAUCAAAAACACAAAAUGUCAACAAAACAACGGACGUGGUAAAUCGAUAGAUAACUGUUUAGAUAGCAAAACGUGCGGAGGAACAUUUCCCAGCUGUUGCUUAAUAUUGAGUAUCAUAUUGGUUGACCAUGUCUGGUUCUUUAACGGUACAGAACGAAAAAGAACGAGAUUUAAGCAUGGCAAUUCGCAGCAGCCACGAAGGUCCUACCUAUAUGGUGAAGUAUCUGAGCCUGUUGGCUCUGGUUGGCCAGAAUGCAAUGGUCAUCCUUGUCAUGAGAUAUGUGCGUACUCGUGGGGGAGACAUGUUUAUGGCAACGUCAGCUGUCGUCAUGUCAGAGAUUCUCAAGUGUGCAACAUCAAUGCUCAUAAUAUUUUACCUGCAUGGCAGUAGUUUUAGACGAUGGGCUCAUCAUCUACAUGAAAAUAUCCUACUACAGCCAGGAGACUGUGUAAAAGUGUCAGUUCCAUCCCUGGUAUACACACUUCAGAAUAACCUGCUGUAUAUAGCGUUAUCCAAUCUGGAUGCUGCUACCUUUCAGGUGACGUACCAGCUGAAAAUUUUAACCACAGCAGUGUUUUCUGUGAUUAUGUUGCGAAAGGUGUUAUCAGGUGUGCAAUGGAUUUCUCUAGUGAUUCUUUUUGUCGGUGUCUCCAUUGUCCAACUGCAGCCAGAGUCUGAAACAUCGCUUGAAGCUAAUGAACAGCGGCCAUUGCUUGGCCUUGUUGCGGUUGUCGUGUCAUGCCUAAUGUCAGGCUUUGCAGGUGUCUACUUUGAGAAAAUUCUCAAAGAAUCUAAGCAAUCCUUAUGGCUAAGAAAUGUCCAGCUAGGUUUCUUGGGAGCAAUCAUUGGAAUGAUAACUAUGGAAAUCAAAGAAGGUGAUAGAUUGCGCUUAAAUGGGUUCUUUCAUGGGUACGAUGCGUGGGUUUGGUUAGUAAUUAUUUUGCAGUCGCUAGGAGGCUUGUUAGUAGCGAUUGUUGUCAAAUAUGCAGACAAUAUUUUAAAAGGAUUUGCAGCUUCAAUGGCAAUAGUGGUAUCAUGCAUCGUUUCAGUUUUCUUUUUCGACUUCAAAUUAUCAUUUCAAUUCACAUUUGGUGCAUCUCUUGUCAUGUUGUCUAUUUACCUAUAUGGAAGAUAUGUUCCAAAACCAAUGUCCCAAAGAUUGGAAAAAAUUUCAACAUUGUGAGUACUAAAGUAUUAAAAGGGCAUUUAUUUAUA